Neoarthrinium moseri is the source of this 1662-nucleotide messenger RNA. RefSeq lists its product as uncharacterized. Lineage: Eukaryota; Fungi; Ascomycota; Sordariomycetes; Amphisphaeriales; Apiosporaceae. The transcript has a single exon. The coding region runs from base 1 to 1662 and encodes 553 amino acids. Gene Ontology annotation, molecular function: hydrolase activity, acting on carbon-nitrogen (but not peptide) bonds. The record is from RefSeq and is a predicted model, not a curated record.
AUGACUUUAUUUGCAAUGAGGCGUUGGGGUAUUUCCAUCGCUCUGCUAUGCCUUCAUUGUGCCGGAGGUGCCUUUGCUGACCAGGAUUCCCCAAGACUGUACCGCGACGGCACGCUGCGUGGAGAUCUGCUGCUAUUCAAUGGAAAGAUUCACACACAGGACGCCAGCAGUCAGACAGCCUCUGUAGUGGCCGUUCAUGACGGAAAGAUAGCUUAUGUGGGCGAUAGCCAAGAGGAUGCAUCACAACUACUCAGCGGCAAUGCCUCGUCGAUUGACCUGUCAGGGCGCGCAGCCGUCCCAGGACUCAUCGACUGCCACAAUCACAUCGUAUUGAUGGGUAACCGCCCAGGAUACCACACGCCCCUGGAAAACGCGUACUCGGUUUCGGACGUCCAGGCGAUAUUUAGAGCACGGGCUAGCGAUGUGCCCGGGGGCUCAUUCGUGACCACCAUCGGCGGGUUUCAUCCAAACCAGUUUCAAGAAAGGAGACUGCCAACAUUGGCUGAAUUAGACGAUGCCCUGCCAGGCCAUCCGGUAUUCAUUUCGUAUAGCUUCGCUGGCCCAGGCGUGACCAACAGUCUUGGUAAGGCCUAUUUCGAAUCUCUCGAUCAACCACCUGUCAUAGACGGCGAAGGGAACAUCGCUUCCGGUACAGACAACGGCAAGGCUCUGCUCGCUCUGCGACAACAGCUCACCUUCGACGAUCGCAAGCGCGGUGUUACUGACGCCAUGGCAUAUGCUGCAUCACUUGGCGUGACCACCCAUUUAGACCAGGGGGCCUUCCCAGCUACAGGGACUCCUUCCGACGGUGCCGCGAGCGAGGACUUAUACUCUAUGCAUCUGCCAUGGUUAUCGGUGUACGACGACGCGAAGGGCAUCGUCCGCCUGCGCAUCAACUUCCUGCACAUGGACGACACGCUGGACGUGCCGACAGUGCAGCAACGCCUACUCAACACGUUCAGGUUCUUCGGCAACGACAUGAUUCGGACUGGCAGCAUUGGCGAGUUCAUCACUGCGAAUUAUACGGGCGGCCCGGUGUUCGAAGAAGCCGCUCGACGCAUUGCCCGCGCUGGUUGGCGCCUGGAAGUCCAUUCCCUUACCAACACGGACUUCCAGACCCAGAUCCAAGCCUUUGAGAACAUCAACGCGCAGCAGGACAUCACGGACUUGCGCUGGGUGGUAGCGCAUGUCCCGCAGAUCACGGAAGAGUACCUGGAGCGCCUCCGGAAGCUCGGCGGGGGCGUCAACCUGUCCGGCUGGCAGUAUUUAGCGGGCAGCGGGCCCAAAGCGGGCCCGCCGUUCAGGACCAUUGUCGACAACGGCAUCCCGGCCGGGAUCGGCGCCGACGGCAUGCAGAUUGCGCCGAUGAACCCGUGGGUGCACGCGUACUAUGCGACCACAGGCAGAAACGCGCUCGGGCAGCAGAUCAACGAGGGCCAGCAGAUCAGUCGCGAGGAGUUCCUGCGGCUGUACACCCGGGCGAACCAGUGGUUCCUUGGCGGGCCGGAUGAGCAUAUCCUGGGCGCCCUGGAGGUGGGACGGCUGGGCGACAUCGUCGUCCUCAGUGACGACUACUUCGCCGUUCCUGAUGAGCAACUCAAGCAGCUCCACUCGGUGCUGACCAUCGUGGGUGGUGUCGUGGUUCACGAUAGCAGGGACUGA